Molecule: messenger RNA, 735 nt
Organism: Soboliphyme baturini
Lineage: Eukaryota; Metazoa; Nematoda; Enoplea; Dioctophymatida; Soboliphymatidae
Source: the annotation of a GenBank genome assembly
CUGCCAACAUCAUGGAACUGGUGCGACAUCGCCGGUAUCAACUUCUGCAGUCCAACCAGAAACCAGCACAUCCCUCAGUACUGCGGCUCAUGCUGGGCAAUGGGAACGACUUCGGCCCUCGCUGACAGAAUAAACAUUAAAAGGAAGGCGGCCUGGCCGGUCACCUACCUUUCGGUACAAUACAUAAUCGACUGUGCCAAAGCAGGUAGUUGCCAUGGUGGCAACAUGUUGCCAGUGUAUGAGUUCAUUCAUAAGAAGGGCAUCGUCGACGAAACGUGUAAUAACUAUCAAGCUAAGGACGGAGUUUGUGAUCCCUUCGACCAGUGCGGAAACUGCGUGACAUUCGGUAAAUGCUAUCCAGUCAAGAAUUACACUUUGUACAAAGUUGGGGACUUCGGGCCCGUCAGCGGAAGGCUUAAUAUGAAGGCGGAAAUUUUUUCCAAUGGACCUAUUGCUUGUGGGAUUUCCGUUACCGAUCCUUUCGAGAUGUACAACGGUGGAAUUUACUUGGAGCACAAGAAAGAACCUCAGAUAAACCAUGUCGUGUCCAUUGUCGGGUGGGGAUUUGAUCACGAUACCGGCGUGGAAUACUGGAUCGGAAGAAAUUCUUGGGGUUCUCCUUGGGGUGAACAAGGAUUUUUUCGGAUCGUAACCAGCGCUUACAAGAAUAACACCGGAAAUAUGUAUAACCUCGCGGUUGAAGAAGACUGCGCCUAUGCUGAUCCAAUUGUUUGA